UUAAACAAUAUAGGAUAAAUACCCAAUGGGCAGACCUACACCUACAGCUGAGGAGCGGGCGAAAUGCUGGAAUUCCCGGGACAGAUAUUUCAAAUGUAUGGAAGACAAUUCGUCUGCGGGAAAUAAGGAUUCUAUUUGUUCAAAUUCAUUUAAAGAGUUUGCUGCAGAUUGCCCUCCUGUUUGGGUAAAACAUUUCACUAGAAGACGAGAUUGGGAGAAAUAUAAAGAAGAAAAAAUGAGUCAGACGCAAGAGUCUUCGCCAGUGAAGGAUAAAACCAUGGGAUCAUCAUGACAUGAAAGAUAUUGAGACUUUAGACCAGUGGUUCUCAACCUUUUCCCUUUCAUGGCUCAUUUUUAUUGCACAAAAACUUUAUGGCCCAUUAACUUUCUCAUGCAAGGGAAAAAUUACAAGAGAAACGGAAAAAAAAUUCACCAAGAAAGACACUUUUAAAACACUUUUAAAGCAAAAAUUACUAUUUAGUAGCAAAAAGAGCAUUAUAAUUCAUUGCUGCCACAAUCAAAGUUUACCUAAUUUAUCAAUAUUUAUUAUGUUUUGCAGCCCACCUGAAAAUAUUUCUGUGGGCCAGAAAAGGCCCAAUUGUUGAGAACCGGUGCUUCGGACACAGUUACCCACCACAUAUUUCCUUGAUGUUGAUCCGACAUUUAAUUUAGUAUCAGAAGUUAGUAUGUGACCAGUUUUAUCUCCGACCAUAACAUAUGGAAAUCAUAUACUGAUGAAUACUCUGAAAAAUUCUGAAUCAAUGUCACACUUCAGAACUGAUUAUUUCAAAUAUCACUAAUUUUUCAAAUAUUCUAUUUGUUUUGAACAUGUGUGGUGGUGGAUGGGCGAGGAAACCGUAUAUCCAUGCAUAUAAGCCUCUGAAAACGGCUCUAAAAUGGUCAAUUCACAAAAAUCGCAUAUAAGCCGAACCUACAAGUCACUGUGCACCUAUCACAGCGAAUGGUUGCAUAAAGGGAAAUAAGGAAAAUGAUAACCAUUAUUGUUGUGCUUUACUUUCAUUAAAUGGUAUGCAUGUAUAUGCCGACCCUUUAGUGCAGUGGUGCUCUCAACUUUUUUUUGCGGCCCAUUUUUGUUGCACGAAAAUUCUGUGGCCCAAAUAACUUUCUCAUGCAAGGGAAAAAUUACAAGAAAACCCGAAAAAAAAAUUUGCAAAGGUAGACACUUCGCUUUAUCAGUUAAAAUAGGAAUUACCAAUCAAAUGCAACUAAUUUA
Molecule: messenger RNA, 1234 nt
Organism: Styela clava
Lineage: Eukaryota; Metazoa; Chordata; Ascidiacea; Stolidobranchia; Styelidae
Product: cytochrome c oxidase assembly factor 6 homolog
Biological process (GO): mitochondrial ATP synthesis coupled electron transport; respiratory chain complex IV assembly
Cellular component (GO): mitochondrion
Source: RefSeq, a predicted model, not a curated record